Exophiala aquamarina CBS 119918 is the source of this 1119-nucleotide messenger RNA. Its product is annotated as CK1/CK1/CK1-D protein kinase. Gene Ontology annotation, biological process: signal transduction; peptidyl-serine phosphorylation; endocytosis. Gene Ontology annotation, molecular function: ATP binding; protein serine/threonine kinase activity. The coding region runs from base 1 to 1119 and encodes 372 amino acids. The transcript has 2 exons. Gene Ontology annotation, cellular component: nucleus; cytoplasm. The record is from RefSeq and is a predicted model, not a curated record. Lineage: Eukaryota; Fungi; Ascomycota; Eurotiomycetes; Chaetothyriales; Herpotrichiellaceae.
AUGACGACAAUGGAUUUGCGUGUUGGCAAUAAGUACCGUAUUGGUCGAAAGAUUGGCAGUGGUUCUUUCGGUGAUAUCUACUUGGGCACCAAUAUUAUCUCUGGAGAAGAGAUUGCUAUCAAACUCGAGUCCGUCAAGGCUAAACACCCUCAACUUGAGUAUGAAGCUCGUGUCUACAAAUCCCUCGCCGGUGGUGUUGGCAUUCCUUUCGUCCGCUGGUUUGGAACCGAAUGUGACUACAAUGCCAUGGUUCUUGACCUUCUAGGUCCUAGCUUGGAAGACCUCUUCAAUUUCUGCAACCGCAAGUUCUCCCUCAAGACCGUACUCCUUCUGGCCGAUCAACUCAUUUCUCGAAUCGAAUACAUUCACGCCAAGUCUUUUAUCCACCGUGAUAUCAAACCAGACAACUUCCUCAUGGGAAUUGGCAAGCGAGGAAACCAAGUUAACGUGAUUGACUUUGGUUUAGCCAAGAAAUACCGUGACCCCAAGACUCAUUUCCACAUCCCAUACCGUGAGAACAAGAACUUGACGGGUACGGCUCGCUAUGCCUCCAUCAAUACCCAUCUUGGCGUCGAACAAUCUCGACGGGAUGACAUGGAGUCUCUUGGCUAUGUCAUGCUCUACUUCUGUCGUGGCUCUCUUCCCUGGCAAGGUCUCAAAGCCGCUACCAAGAAGCAGAAGUACGAUCGAAUCAUGGAGAAGAAGAUGACCACCCCCACCGAGGUUCUUUGCCGUGGUUUCCCCAACGAAUUCGCCAUCUAUCUGAACUACACUCGAUCUCUUCGCUUUGACGAUAAGCCAGACUAUUCCUAUCUAAGGAAGAUCUUCCGUGAUCUUUUCGUUCGCGAAUCAUUCCAGUACGACUAUGUCUUUGACUGGACUGUGUACAAAUACCAGAAGAAUGCUCAGGCCAUCGCUCAAGCCGCUGGAAAUCAACCUGCUCAGGAGGAAGAAGAGAAGCAACCGCGCCGUGGACACCCUGGCACUGCGGCCGCCACUGGAGCCCCCACUCCACAACACACUUCUCAAGCCGGUAAGCCAGCGGCCAUCUCCAGCACUCGACGCAAGGUCAUCGAACGCGGCAAUGGCAACGACCAAGGAGGCAGUGAUAGGAUGUGA